GCCAUCCUCCACAAGAGCACGCCUUCUCUACUGAAGUCUCUUGUGUCUUCCUUCAAUCCUUUUGCUUUCCAAAACAAUGUCUCAGGGAAGAGGCAGUGCAUCUCGAGUCGCCGCCGCCGCUGUGGCGGUCGCGCUCAUUUACCUCUUCGCUCAAGCUGAGUAUGCUCGAGCGGCAACCUACACAGUCGGUGGCUCUGGUGGCUGGACGUUAAACGUGGCGAGCUGGCCCAAAGGCAAGAGAUUCAGAGCUGGUGACACUCUCAUAUUCAAGUAUGACCGGACGCUCCACAACGUUGUGGCGCUGAACAAGGGCGGUUACGACAGUUGCCGGACUCCAGGGGGAGCGAAGGUUUACAGUUCCGGCAACGACCAGAUCAAGCUGGUCAAGGGCCCGAACUACUUCAUAUGCAACUUUCCCGGUCACUGCGAGUCGGCUAUGAAGAUAGCUGUGAAUGCAGCUUGAGAGGAUGAGAAACACGCUAUAAGCUGAUAGUAAUGGAGAGGAAUAACAUGGCAUUCUUCAAUGCUUUGAUUCUGAGUAUCUCUGUCUCUCUGUCUCUGUCUGUCUGUCUCUCUGUCUGUCUCUCUCGCUUGAUGUAAAAUAUUUGCUACAUAUAAUGAGCAAAAGAAUCACUAGUCAAUGUGA
Molecule: messenger RNA, 646 nt
Organism: Eucalyptus grandis
Lineage: Eukaryota; Viridiplantae; Streptophyta; Magnoliopsida; Myrtales; Myrtaceae
Product: basic blue protein
Exons: 2
Coding region: 77-463 (128 amino acids)
Cellular component (GO): plasma membrane
Molecular function (GO): electron transfer activity
Source: RefSeq, a predicted model, not a curated record